GGACUUUGUGCCUCUGCCUUGCCUCCUCGGAGGAGUCAACUGCCGAUGGCUUCACGUCAACUUCCCUGCUGGAGUUUGCCAUGAUGGAGCCUAUGAAUUCCCAUGAGCAAACCAGCCCGGAGCCUGCGGAGCCUGAUCUUGCCCCCGGCUCUCUGCAUGCUGCCCCAGGAUCAGGGUUUGCCAGUGAGGAGAAUGAGGAGUCCAAGAUCUUACAGCCCCCGCAGUAUUUCUGGGAAGACGGGGGAGAGCUCAACGACUCCAGCCUGGACUUGGGACCGGCAACAGAUUACAGCUUUCCUGCUGUGUCUCAGAAGACCCUGCUGAAAGGCAAUGGGACACAGGUGAAAGACAACUGGGAAACAGCCACCGUCCAGCCGCCAGCAGAAUUUGUUGAGCCUGACUUGCACACGCCUUUCUCCAGCACGUUGGAGGAAGAGGAGGGGCUGCUCCCUAUAGACCACUCAAGAGGAGGAGUGGGGAACCUCCAGACCUCUGGGCCAGAGGUUACAUCUUCUGAACCAGUGGGCCAAGAGGAUUCCUUCUCCCUUCUGUUUUCCACAGCCUCUGCUGGGCCAGAUAUUGUGACCAAGGCAGCCGUAGGAGGGCAAGAAGAGGACUCUGUUCCUCCAGGCUUAGACCUUGGGAGCAGCAUGGGACCAGGUCUUCUGCCUGUGUCCUCUUUUUUUUCUGCUACUGUUGCUUCAAGGUCUCCCAGCAUUUCAGAAGAGCCCUUCGAGGUAACAACUGAGGACACGUGGGCUGUUGGAGGAGCAGAUUCGGAGCUGACUGUGACUACCACAAGAGCAGAGUUUGCAGAGACCACAGUGGAGGCUGGUGGGGAAGAGAAUUUGGAUAGAGAAGAGAUCUCAGAGACUACGGUGGGGUGGGAGAUGCUGGAGCCUACAGCGCUAACUGAAACGGAGCAGACAGUGGAAACGCCUGUGGGGACACCCUCUUCUGGAGGCAGCUCCCCAGGCACCCAGACUCUUCCUGAGAGUGAGCAGCCCCCCACUUCUGCAUCUCCAUGGGACAGGACUGAUGAGCCUGUGCUGGAUCCCAUUUGGAAUGACACCGAGUCAGCCACCGAGACUGUGGGAGCAGAGAGGAGCUUGUCACCACAGGCUGGGGAUGCCCGCAUGGCCAUGCUGCCAACAGAGCCGCCCUGGGACUCGGCACAGGUGAUCUGCAAAGACUGGAGCAACCUGGCGGGGAAAAACUACAUCAUCCUGAAUAUGUCGGAUAACAUUGACUGUGAGGAGUUUCGGCUGGAGAGGGGUCCCCAGCUGCUGGCACUGGUGGAGGAUGCCUUCUCCAGGCAGGCGGAUGGACUGCAGGACCGCUGGCUGAUCUCUCUGAGCAAACCCAAUGAGAACGACAAGCACUUGCUAAUGACACUGGCAGGGGAACAGGGUGUUAUCCCUACAAAAGAUGUUCUCAUGGCACUGGGGGAUGUUAAGAGGAGCUUAGCCGAGAUUGGCAUCCAGAACUACUCAACCACCACAAGCUGCCAGUCACACCCCAACCAGACACGCAGUGAUUAUGGGAAGCUCUUUGUGGUACUGGUGAUCAUUGGCUCCAUCUGUGCCAUCAUCAUUGUACUGGGGCUCAUAUACAACUGCUGGCAGAGGCGCCUGCCCAAGAUGAAGAACAUGUCGCACGGUGAGGAGCUGCGCUUUGUUGAGAAUGGCUGCCAUGACAACCCCACCUUGGACGUGGCCAGUGACAGCCAGUCGGAAAUGCAGGAGAAGAAGCCAAGCGUGAACGGUGGAAACACCAUCAAUGGCCCCGACAGCUGGGAUGUCCUGAUCAAUAAGCAGGCGAGCGAGGAUGUGGAUGUGUUUGAGGAAGACACACAUCUUUAG
Molecule: messenger RNA, 1862 nt
Organism: Eurypyga helias (sunbittern)
Lineage: Eukaryota; Metazoa; Chordata; Aves; Eurypygiformes; Eurypygidae
Gene: PODXL2
Product: podocalyxin-like 2
Exons: 7
Source: RefSeq, a predicted model, not a curated record